Hevea brasiliensis (rubber tree) is the source of this 2068-nucleotide messenger RNA. RefSeq names its product bZIP transcription factor 16. Gene Ontology annotation, cellular component: nucleus. Bases 559 to 1779 code for a protein of 406 amino acids. The transcript has 13 exons. The record is from RefSeq and is a predicted model, not a curated record. Gene Ontology annotation, molecular function: sequence-specific DNA binding; DNA-binding transcription factor activity. NCBI's taxonomy places the organism in Eukaryota, Viridiplantae, Streptophyta, Magnoliopsida, Malpighiales, Euphorbiaceae. Gene Ontology annotation, biological process: regulation of DNA-templated transcription.
UAUAAUAACGCGAAAGCUAAAAAAAGCCAUCUCUAGUCCCUACAAAAAUUUCAGCUUCCUCCAACCAUCAACGAUUCACCGUAAUCACAACCAAUGGCCAUCGCCCCAUCAUCAUAAAUUUGGAAAUCGCUCACCUAGCUAGACCUAGUGGAAGUGGACUGCAAUUGAGGAAAGGAUUUUCUUUCCUCUGCAUCAGCGACUACCGUACGACGACCCACACACCGUUAACUGUGAACCUUCAACGUCUACACCCAUAACACACCCAUAAACCGAACAAACCUUAAUUUCUGAGCUCUCCCAAAUUCUUAUGUUAAUUUUAAUAUAUAUAUAUAUAUAUUUUUGUAAAUGCUCAAAUUAUUCUCUUCCCGUAUUGUUAUCCCUUAAUCUUUUCUAAAUUCACCUCUGUAUCCUCCAUUGGCGUUUUUGGUUAUCAAUUUCGUAGAUUUCUCACUUCUUCAGUGGAUCAGGAUUCGAUUUUGGUCAUUUUGAGGUUCUAACUGCUGUGGUCAUAUUGUAGGAUGGUUUAAAGAAUUAUUGGAAGGUUAUAUAUAUAUAACUAUGGGCAGCAGUGAGAUGGAUAAACCAGCGAAGGAGAAAGAGGCAAAGGCCCUGGCUAGCGCCAGUGCGCAGGAGCUGACUUCAACUACCAGCACUGGAACUGUAAAUCCUGAUUGGACAGGAUUUCAGGCAUAUUCUCCUAUACCUCCACAUGGGUUCUUGGCAUCAAGCCCCCAAGCUCACCCAUAUAUGUGGGGGGUUCAGCAUAUCAUGCCCCCAUAUGGUACCCCACCACAUCCAUAUGUUGCCAUGUAUCCCCAUGGUGGCAUAUAUGCUCAUCCAUCCAUUCCUCCGGGAUCUUAUCCAUUUAGUCCUUUUGCAAUGCCUUCCCCAAAUGGUAUCGCUGAGGCAUCUGGAUAUACACCUGGCAGCACAGAAGCAGAUGGCAAGCCUUCUGAAGUGAAGGAAAAAUUGCCCAUUAAAAGGUCCAAAGGAAGUUUGGGCAGUUUAAACAUGAUUACAGGGAAGAAUAAUGAGCUCGGUAAAACAUGUGGAGCAUCUGCUAAUGGAGUUUAUUCUAAAAGUGCUGAGAGCGCAAGCGAAGGCACAAGUGAAGGAAGCGAUGCAAAUUCUCAGAACGACUCGCAAAUGAAGUCAGGUGGAAGGCAAGAUUCUCAAGAAGCUGAUGCAUCUCAGAAUGGUGGUUCUGUGCAUGGUCCUCAGAAUGUAGGACAGAGUACGCCUAAUACAAUCAUGAACCAGACUAUGCCUGUCAUGCCAAUACCUGCUACAGGUGCCCCAGGAGUGCUACCUGGACCCACAACCAACUUAAAUAUUGGAAUGGACUACUGGGGAGCCCCAGCUUCAUCUACUAUCCCUGCAAUCCGUGGGAAGGUUCCAGCUACUCCAGUAGCUGGAGGAAUUGUUACUACUGGAUCUCGGGAUACUGUUCAAUCACAGAUUUGGUUACAGGAUGAAAGAGAGCUGAAGAGACAGAGGAGAAAACAGUCAAACAGAGAAUCAGCUCGCCGUUCUAGAUUGCGCAAACAGGCUGAAUGUGAUGAGCUGGCCCAGCGUGCUGAAGCCCUAAAAGAAGAAAAUUCCAAUCUGAGAUCAGAAGUAAACCGGAUCAAGGGCGAGUAUGAGCAACUUCUUGCAGAAAAUGCAUCUCUCAAGGAGAGGCUUGGGGAAUUUCCUGGGCACGAAGAAUUUAGGGCUGGCAGGAAUGACCAACAUUUGGGCAAUGAUACACAAAAGACUGGACAAACAGACCAUGCGUAGUGUGGUCACUCCCCGUUUAAAAAAGCCGCUUUUCAGGAGCUUACCCUAACCAAUUAGUAACAGGAGUCAUUUUGCAUAGCAUGUAGUUUACAUUUAUCGAAGCUGACCUUUACAAUUUUAGGAUUUGUUCCUCUCAUAUCUUCCUAAAUUUCAUAUUGGGUCCACUUUCAACAAUCGGAGAACUAGGAUGGUAUGUAAGUGAAAUUUGUGUCAUACCCCGUUUCAAGAGGGUUGUAUUUACGCUGAUAACUUUUUGUUCCCUUUUUAUUUUACUUUGUUAUCCUUGUAA